AUGCCGGCCACGGGCACAGCCGCGCUGGUGGCCACGGCGCUGGUGCUGCUGCAGUGCGCGGCCACCGGUUGUGACGGACAGAGUGCGGCCAUACGGCACGGCCGGUCGCGGAACGCCAGGAACCUGCGGCCGAACGCACAGGCGCCGGCCAAGCCGCUGCAGACGGCCACGGCCACGGCGAGCGAGCUGGACAACGACAUCGUCAACCGGUUGCUGCGGAUCGUCGAGUCGCAACAACAGUUGGGCGACAACUGCACCGCCGGCACGCACCUCAACCUCGGCGAGGGCGUCGUUGACCGGUACGCUCAGGUGAGUGACGUUCCGACCUAUAAUUUUAGGUAG
Macrosiphum euphorbiae (potato aphid) is the source of this 342-nucleotide messenger RNA. Lineage: Eukaryota; Metazoa; Arthropoda; Insecta; Hemiptera; Aphididae. The record is from the annotation of a GenBank genome assembly.